Molecule: messenger RNA, 3356 nt
Organism: Ficedula albicollis (Collared flycatcher)
Lineage: Eukaryota; Metazoa; Chordata; Aves; Passeriformes; Muscicapidae
Gene: SLC26A4
Product: solute carrier family 26 member 4
Exons: 20
Coding region: 1-2463 (820 amino acids)
Biological process (GO): transmembrane transport
Cellular component (GO): membrane
Molecular function (GO): secondary active sulfate transmembrane transporter activity; bicarbonate transmembrane transporter activity; oxalate transmembrane transporter activity
Source: RefSeq, a predicted model, not a curated record
AUGGGAAGCAGCGGGGAUCUGGGAAGUCCAGGGAGGCUCCCGUGCGGGCCAGGCAGCGUGCGAGAGCGGCUGGUGCUAUCUCGCUCCCUCAGGCUCAGCGAGCGCUCCGGCGGGCCGCCGGCGGCAGCGGCUCUCGGGGCAGCUGGUGGGGGCAGCGGCCAGCGCCUGUGGCGGGCGGUGUGCAAACGCGCAUCAGCUCAGCUCUCUGGCACUUCAGGGCUCUUGGGGGGCUCCAAUUGCAGCUCCGUGGGGCGCGCUCAUCACUUGUUUUCUCGCAGAUGUUCAAGGAAAAGGGCGUUUCAGAUUGCCAAGUCCUUUCUGCCCAUCCUGGAGUGGCUGCCCAACUACCGGGUGAAAGAGUGGCUGAUCAGCGACAUCAUCUCGGGGCUCAGCACCGGCCUCGUCGCCACCCUGCAAGGUUUGGCAUAUGCUUUGCUGGUUGCAGUCCCUGUUGGAUAUGGUCUCUAUUCUGCUUUUUUCCCCAUCCUGACAUACUUUUUCCUGGGAACAUCAAGGCACAUCUCAGUUGGUCCCUUCCCAGUAGUCAGUUUGAUGGUGGGAUCUGUUGUACUGAGCAUGGCCCCUGAUGAGAAUUUUCUCAUAGAAGGCAGUAAUGCUACCGGAAUUAAUGGCACUGGGGCACUGAUAGACACUGAAUCCAGAGAUGCAGAGAGAGUGCUGAUUGCUAGUACUCUCACAUUCCUGGUCGGAAUUUUACAGGUUAUAUUUGGAGUUCUCCAGAUUGGUUUCAUUGUGAGGUACCUUGCAGAUCCACUAGUUGGGGGAUUCACAACUGCAGCUGCUUUUCAAGUGCUUGUGUCACAACUGAAAAUAGUUCUGAAUGUUUCAACUAAAAAUUAUAAUGGUGUCCUUUCCAUAAUAUAUACUCUUGUUGAAACAUUUGAAAAAAUUGGUACCACCAACAUUGCAGAUCUUAUUGCUGGACUUCUCACCAUUUUUGUCUGCAUGGUAGUUAAAGAAAUAAACGAUCGGUUCAAACACAAGAUACCUAUACCUAUACCAAUAGAAGUUAUUGUGACAAUAGUAGCCACUGGCAUUUCAUAUGCUGCUGACUUGGAAAAAAAAUACAAUGCAGGCAUUGUUAAGAGCAUUCCAAGAGGAUUUUUGCCUCCCGCACCUCCAAAUGUCAGCCUGUUUUCCCAGAUGAUUGCAGCCUCCUUUUCCAUUGCUAUUGUUGCUUAUGCUAUUGCCGUGUCUGUGGGGAAGGUAUAUGCAACCAAGUAUGACUAUGCUAUUGAUGGAAACCAGGAAUUUAUUGCCUUUGGGCUCAGCAACAUUUUUUCAGGUGCCUUUUCUUGUUUUGUUGCAACUACUGCUCUUUCACGGACUGCAGUCCAAGAAAGUACUGGUGGAAAGACUCAGGUUGCUGGUAUAAUCUCAGCUGGGAUCGUUUUGAUUUCUAUUGUUGCCCUGGGGAAAUUGCUAGAGCCCUUACAAAAGUCUGUGUUGGCAGCUGUAGUCAUAGCUAACUUGAAAGGGAUGUUCAUGCAAGUGUUUGAUGUUCCCCGUCUAUGGAGGCAGAAUAAAGUGGAUGCUAUGAUCUGGGUUUUUACAUGUAUAGCAUCCAUCAUUCUGGGACUUGAUCUGGGAUUACUUGCUGGCCUUUUGUUUGGAUUGCUGACAGUUGUGCUGAGAGUUCAGUUUCCAUCAUGGGGAGGCUUUGGAAAUAUUCCUGGCACAGACAUCUACAAGAAGGUCAAGGACUACAAAAAUGUUAUAGAACCGGAAGGUGUGAAGAUCCUCAAGUUUUCAAGUCCAAUUUUUUAUGCUAACAUUGAUGGACUGAAAAGUAGCCUCAAAUCCACGGUGGGAUUUGAUGCAGUCAAGGUAUAUAAUAAGAGACUCAAAGCACUGAGGAAAAUACAAAAGCUAAUCAAGAAGGGAAAAUUAAAAGCUACUAAGAAUGGCAUCAUCAGUGAGCCUGGUAUUAAUAAUGAAGCUUUUGAGACUGAUGAGGAACCUGAAGACAACCAGGAUCUUCAAGUUCCCACCAAAGAAGUGGAGAUCCAGGUGGACUGGAAUUCAGAACUCCCAGUCAAAGUAAACAUCCCCAAGGUGCCCAUUCACAGUCUCAUUCUUGAUUUUGGAGCAGUAACCUUCUUGGAUAUUGUUGCUGUGAGAUCAAUAAAAACGAUAAUUAAAGAGUUUGAGAGAAUUGAUGUGAGAGUAUAUUUUGCUUCAUAUCAAGACAACCUUAUAUCUCAGCUGGAACGGGGUGCCUUCUUUGAUGACACUGUCAGAAAAGACAUAUUUUUCUUGACUGUCCACGAUGCCGUGCUCUACAUAAGGAAUCAAAUGACAUACAGUGACAACCAGGAUCCCAUAUUUGAGAAGAUUUCGCUCAUGCAGGAGUCUAAAGAGCCCAUAGAGUUCACAGAAGCCAGCCAGCCUGAUGAUGAGCUUGAUGUACAGGAAGAGGCUAUGCGCCGACUUGCUUCCUGAAGGACUGCUGGUACUGUCCUGCCUGUGAGCACACAGCAAUGUUCGUGCACCAGUACUAUCUAUACCAGCAUUUUCUGCUAUGAAACCAAUCUUUGCACUUUGCAAAACCCUGAUUUGUCUGAAUGACACAGAUCUCUGUAACUCUCAAGAUUUUAGCUAACCUUAUCCCAGAAGUAUUCUGGACCUUGAUUCUGCAAGCACUUUCUGCUAUGAUAUAUAUUAAUAAAAAAGAAAAUCAGAAGACUAUUGUGAAAGAUGUACUCAGUUUUGGGACUAGUCAGGCAGAAGUUGCACUACACUUUUAUCAGCGUGUACAGGAUGAAAAGCUGCUCUGUGGCCUGCCCAGGAGAGUGGAAGAGACAAAAAUCUUUGGAUGGCAAGCCUUUUGUUCAGUAUUUGUAUAAAGACUAGUGAAAGGGCAGGAAUUCUAGCUGGCCAAGGGUUUGAAUUGUAAAACAUUAGUGAGAGAAUAUGAGCUGACAAGCCUUGAAAAAUGUAUCAUGAUAAUUUUUUUCAAGCAGUUCCUUAAAUUGCUGCAGGUAGUUAGAUCACUGAAAGAGGUGACAGGUGAAACUGUCACAUGAACAGGAAAUAGCACUGAACUAUGGCAAUACUUCAAAUAGGAAACGUUUCUAAAGACCCUUGGAUAUGGGUUCAUAAGUUCUGUAUUAAUCCCAUUGUAGCAAGUCUUGCACUACUAUUAAUGAUUGUCCCUUAAUUGAAGGACAAACAGAUUAUUUUGGCUAGGUUAUGUAAUCUUCAUCAAGAGGCAGAUCAUGACAUAAAUUAAGGAAAACCUUAGUCCCUGGAUACUUAAUGAAAUCUGUAAAACAGGCUGAUACUGAGUGCAAGCAAGAAAGUCAGAAUGUAUUGAAAUUUGUUUUUUUUUUUAA